Molecule: messenger RNA, 150 nt
Organism: Dictyostelium purpureum
Lineage: Eukaryota; Evosea; Eumycetozoa; Dictyosteliales; Dictyosteliaceae
Exons: 1
Coding region: 1-150 (49 amino acids)
Source: RefSeq, a predicted model, not a curated record
AUGAUCACAAUUAGUAUUGUAAAUUGCUCCAACCAUGAUACAGAUUCUUGCUUUAACGAAUGUAUGAAAAGAUAUAAAUGCUACAUAGAUUUUAGUGAAGCAGAAUGUGUCUCUGUUGCAGAUAGAUGCGAUAGAUUUUGCUCAAAAUAG